UUUCUUCUGCAAUAAAUUCUUCUCGGCGAUAUCAAUUUAAAUAUUAAAUAUUAAAUAUAAAUAUUAAAAGGAUUUUUCGAUAUAAACGUUUUACAUGUAAAAAGUUAUUUAAAUUAUUUAAAUAUUAUUUAAAUAUUAAAUAAUUUAUUUGAAUAUUUUGUUAAUUAUUAAAUUAUUGCAUAAUCACAAGCGCAAGCUUGUCACUUCAUGUUAAAAAUCAAAGAUUUAAAUGUGAUCAGGCGAAGAAAGAAAUUAAUACGUAAUUAGUACAAAUUGCGUUCAAUAUACAUUAGAAAAUUCAUUGCGAAAAUCAAUUAUAAUAAUAUCAAUACGUAAGCAAAUAUUAACAGCAACUGAUUAUUGUCAGUGCAUUCGCCUGUUAAGCGCAAUCAAACUCGUCUCAUAUGCAUUAAUCAGCGCUGACCAUUCAUGAAUGGAACAAACCGUGCGAAUAUAAAAAUAAACAUAUUGAUUUUAUAUUUCGCAACUAUCCGUGUAACCAAAUUUACUUGUCAAAGUUUUUUACAAAAGGAUCAGAUGAAUCAAAUUAUCUCAUCAUUUCUUCGGUCUCGAGAAAAAGAAGAAAUGCUCGAUAAUUUCUCGCAUGUGUGCGCCAUGCAGCGACAGUAAUCUACAGAGAUACGCCUUCUCUUUAAUUAUCUCGGCGAAGGAACGUUUUACUCAAUUGUUGGGAGCGCACCGUACAGUACGGAUCAGCUUGUACAUCGAGAGGACUACUUACCUACCUUCACUAAACGACCAUGGCCAACAUCAAGAACAUGAACGUUUUGAUCACCGGUGCUGCUGGAGGCAUCGGCUUCUCCUACGCCCAACAGUUCCUGAAGAACGGAGCUAAGAUGGUCUCCAUUCUUGACUUUAACACAUCCGCCGGUACGACAGCCGUAGCUAACUUAGAAAAAGAAUUUGGAAAAGGCAAGGCCUUGUUCUACACAUGCGACGUAACUAACGUCCAACUUUUUGAAGAAACAUUCAAGAAGGCUGUCACCACUAUGAAUGGUGUCGACAUUGUCAUCAACAACGCCGGUUUAUUGAACGACAAAAACUGGGAGAAAACUCUCCGCGUGAAUUGCGGUGCUGUGAUCCAAGGAUCGCUUCUCGCCAUGGACCUCAUGAGCAAGCACAAAGGAGGAAAAGGUGGCACCCUCGUCAACAUCGCCUCGAUCGUGGCUCUCGACGUCUUCCCGAUAUGCCCGGUAUACUGUUCCAGCAAACACCAAGUACUCGCCUUCAGUCGCGCUUUGCAGCCUAGCUUCGACAGAACCGGUGUCCGCGUUCUCGUGAUGUGCCCAGGAGUCACAACGACCAACCUGUUCAAUGCCAUACAACAAGGCACACUCGACUUCCUCGACAAAGAUGAAGUGAUAAACUCGUUGAAGGACUUCCCAACCCAACUACCCGAGAAUGUGGCGAAAGCAAUGGUCACCCUCAUCCAGAAGGGCCAGAACGGAGAUGUAAGGAAAGACAGUAGAACCGGAAACAUGCAGAUCAAGGAUAAAAGAGCGAUCGUAACGGGAGCAGCGAGUGAUCUGGGUCUGACUAUUAGCAGAGAACUGCUUCGAAAUGGCGUCUCCAUAGUCGCAUUGAUCGAUAUUCGCGAAUCGGCCGGUACAGAAGCGAUGAACGCGCUGAACGCGGAAUUCGGACGGAACCGAGCUGUUUUCUUCCACUGUGACGUCACGAACAACUCCCAAUUCGAUGACACUUUCAAAACAGCCGUGAAAACGCUCGGCGGCCUGGAAAUCUUAAUAAACAACGCCGGCGUGAUUAAUGAAAGCGACUUCUCGAAAGCCAUUGACGUAAACGUGACAGCUGUGAUACGCGGUACGCUUCUGGGAAUACAACAAAUGCAAAGGGACGCCGGCGGCAAAGGGGGUGUUAUCGUGAACAUUUCGUCUGUGGCUGGUCUGCACUCGAUAUCGCAGCUUCCCGUAUAUUCUGCGACAAAGCAUGCGGUGGUUAGCUUCAGUCGUUCCUUUGCGCAACCUUAUCACUAUCAGAGGACAGGUGUGAGGAUAAUAGUUCUGUGUCGUGAUUUUACUCAAGCUCCGAACGAUCUCCCAGAAGGACAAUCUUUGUCGAAAUAUCAACCACACAGGGUGGACAGUAUCGCACACGGAUUAGUUUACGCGAUCAGGUGCGCUCAAAAUGGAAGCAUUUGGAUCAGCGAGGACGGGAAACCAGUCUACGAAAUUCAAUUGUCCGACAGUUUACCAGUGAAGCCGGACGAGUUCUCGUUAGAAUAUUCACAAAGCCGACAGUGCCUCGCGGAACCAAUUGCAACGUCGGACAACGAAAUGUUAGGAUCCUGUGCGCAAACUAUUAACGUUAGCCCGAGACGCAGGCGGUCCUCCGCGUCCGAGAAGGCGAAGGAAAUAGAGGCGAUCAACGGACUUGUUUCAGGCAAAAAUGUCUUGAUCACCGGUGGCGCCGCAGGCUUGGGUCACGCGUUUCUCAAUCACUUCUUGAAGCACGGUGCAAACAAGGUAACGAUAUUUGACAUCGACGUGGAAACUGGGAAGAAGAUUGAACUGAGCGUGGAGAAAUCCUGCGGCGAGAAGAAGGUUUAUUUUAUUCACGUCGACGUCUCUAACUACGCGCGGAUGACUGAGGCGUUCGAGGAAGCGUUGAAAUUGAUGAAUGACAUUGAUAUUGUCGUAAACAACGCCGGUAUCUUGGACGAACGAAGAUGGGAAAGGGAAAUAGCAGUCAAUAUUGGUGGGAUGAUUUCCACCGCGAUGCUGGCUAUGAAAUACAUGAGUAAAGACAAUCUUGGACAUGGCGGUACUUUAGUGAACGUCAGCCAGCACAUAGACAUCAAGAGCACAGCGCAACUUCCGGUUUAUACGGCCACGAAGCACGCCAUCAUCGGCCUGUCGCAAUCCCUCGCGGACGCUUAUCAGUACGAGAAGACCGGUAUCCGCGUGAUAACACUGUGCCCCGGUUUAACGGAGACGGCGCUCACAGUGGACAGCCCGAACAAGCUGCUCUCGAGGGUGAUGAAAGCGGACUUUGUCAAGAACCUCGAGCAGUUGUCGAUACAGACGCCGUAUGUAGUGGCUCAAGGCCUGAUGUCGAUACUCAGAGUCGGGGUGUCUGGCAGCAUAUGGGUCGUCGAAAGCGGUCGGAAUCCGUACGAAGUCUACGUACCGAAUCCUCGCACUUUGCGCCGCGCGUACAAGAAUAACUUCACGAUCGUCGAGACCAAACCGAUGAACAGAGGUCGUCCGAUAAGGGAGGUCUGCGACAACACACGAACAGGUCUAAUGAGUUGCGCUUGACGGUAUGACGACGGGUUGUCUCGGUGAAGAGACGCGUUCCCCCGCGUUCCGGACGUCAGAACAACGAGCCGGUUCUUCCGCGACGAACGUCUCCCCGCAGAAAUUGGCAAUUUCUCUUUGUUCUUUGGGAAAUUGUCAAAGGGUGACGUAAGCCGGAAACAGUCGAGCCGUCGAACUUCUGAAAACAUCAAUGGAUGAAUGAGAGAGAUCCGAUGGCUUGUAUUCUAUCAACGGGACAGAUGAGAAGCAGUUAAACAUUGAUUCGAAUCGAAUGAAUGAUAAUACAAAUCACGGAAGAUAACGUAAUAGCAAAGUGUUAAGGUGAAUCGUUCGGGAUACGCCGAACGACUGAUACGAUAUCACGUGUUCAUAGACGUGUCGCAACUUGUACAUAAAUCGAUGUAAUUUAAUGCUCGGAGAUUGAAGAAUAAUUCGUAUACGCUCGAUGUAUAUGCUGUAUAUACGCUCGUGUCUUUUAUUUGGAACUUCUGUUUUAGUACUGUCAAUUUACAAUUGUUUCCGAUGAA
Nomia melanderi (Alkali bee) is the source of this 3826-nucleotide messenger RNA. NCBI's taxonomy places the organism in Eukaryota, Metazoa, Arthropoda, Insecta, Hymenoptera, Halictidae. The record is from RefSeq and is a predicted model, not a curated record.